Cladocopium goreaui is the source of this 1017-nucleotide messenger RNA. NCBI's taxonomy places the organism in Eukaryota, Dinophyceae, Suessiales, Symbiodiniaceae. The record is from the annotation of a GenBank genome assembly.
AUGUCGCAGUACAAGCGAUGGCUACAGCUGGCCAUGCAACGGCCCAUGGGCUGCUGGGCACCCACCAUUUUGGGCACCCUGAUGGUCGCGGAUGGUGCCAGGAGUAUGGCGAUGCCAUUGCCGGUGGAGGACUUUAUUCGAAUUGCCCAAAGCGACGUUCGAAGUUGCAGAAGUCCCAUGGAGAGUUUCACGGAGUUGCUGCAGUGGCCUUGGCCCCUCUUUGAGACCUUGGAUUGGUUACAGACACCAGCUGAGGUGCAAGUCCGCAUCUUACCAUCAAGGCUUUAUCAGCACUGGUGGUGGUUCAAGCCGCUUCCUGAGACAACAGGAAAGUUGGUCGCUCCCCGGGGGCGUAGACCCGGAACCUACGGAUUCGUUGGAGACAACAUUCGUUCCACGCGUCGACCGCAUUGUAAUCUCAUCUUCCAGAACGCCUGGGACGUCCUGAAAGAGUUCCUUCCCGGGCCGAUCAAUGUCGUGGAUGUUGGGAGCAUGCUGGGUGACUGUUGCCUUUGGACCUUAAAACGGACGAGGCCUUUGGGUCUGUGUCGAGCCUUCGAGUCCAAUAUGUUGUGGGCGAGAUUGGCCACCACAUCUGCUGAGCUGAAUGGUUUCCGGAAGGAGAUGCAGAUCAGCGAAGUGCUUGUCCGCCCGGAAGGUCCUAAUUCCUUGGAUGCCUUGCUGAUGAGCGACCUGGGAGGUGCUAGCUGGGUUCUCAAGAUGCACGUGGAUGGGACUGAACUGGAACUGCUGCAAGGCGCUGUGGAACUUCUGAAAUCGGGACGAGUGCCCUUGGCAGUGGUUCGCAUGGACUGGCAGUUGCAGCUGAAUGAUGGGCGCUAUCGUCCACCCCCAAGUGACUGGAGGAAGUUUCUGAGGAGCAGUGGCCUUUCCAAGCUGUACGAGUUGCGUUUCUGCCACGAACAAGCGGUGCUCAUUGCGAAGAACACCCGGGCGACUAAUGCGUUGCUCCGGCGGAAUCUGAAUUUCACCCUGGAGCCGAAAAAGACUUCGUAA